Cordyceps militaris CM01 is the source of this 1374-nucleotide messenger RNA. RefSeq names its product tetracycline transporter. Gene Ontology annotation, biological process: transmembrane transport. Gene Ontology annotation, cellular component: brush border membrane. Gene Ontology annotation, molecular function: transmembrane transporter activity. Lineage: Eukaryota; Fungi; Ascomycota; Sordariomycetes; Hypocreales; Cordycipitaceae. The transcript has 3 exons. The record is from RefSeq and is a predicted model, not a curated record. Bases 1 to 1374 code for a protein of 457 amino acids.
AUGGCAGCCACCGUCGACCCGGCUACAAGGAAGCGAGUCCUGCGAGUGAUUGCUUUCUCACUUCUUCUAGACUUGAUCCCCUUUACAUUCAUCCUCCCACUCUUCCCGCGACUUCUCGAGUUCUACCGCGACCUCGAAGCUCCAGCACUCAUUGAUGGCGGCCCCCCGACCCUCCUGCAGCGCAUCAUCGGUGGCCUCAACAGCUACAAGGCGUCCUUUGCGCGACCGAUCGAAUCGCGCUAUGACAUUGUCCUGCUCGGCGGCGCAAUGGGCUCUCUGUUUUCUCUCCUCCAGGCGUUUGCAUCACCGCUGAUUGGCCGGCUCUCCGAUCGGUAUGGCCGUCGCAAAGCUCUCCUCGCCUCUAUGGCCGGCAACAUCCUCUCUGUGCUACUCUGGGUCGCUGCUGUCGACUUCCGAACUUUUAUCGCGAGCCGUGUCGUCGGCGGUCUUUCUGAAGGCAACAUCCAGCUGGCCACCGCCAUGGCAAGCGACAUUUCAGACGAGGCGUCGCGUGGCUCGACUAUGGCCAUCAUCGGCGCCUGCUUCUCAGUAGCUUUUACCUUUGGCCCCGCGUUGGGUGCCUGGCUGAGCACCGUUCCUUCCGUCAAGGCCAACCCAUUUGCGACGGCCGCUGGUGUCAGCUUAGGGCUCAUCGUGCUGGAGACAGUUUACCUGUACUUUUACUUGCCUGAGACUCUCCCCGCCAUUACAGGAAAGACGACAGCAACCGGCGGUAAAGCAAAUUCGAACGGUAACGGCACAAAAUCAACAGCUCCCAAAAAGCCUCUCGAGAGAACAAACUCACACAUUAUACUCAACGCUGUACACUUUGUCUUUUUGCUGUUCUUUUCUGGGAUGGAAAGCUCGCUGUCGUUUAUGACGUAUGAUCUCUUUGCGUUUUCAUCUGGCAACAACGGCCGGCUACUCGGCUUCAUUGGCCUCGUCGCGUCCAUCUUGCAAGGUGGCGUGACUCGGCGUCUGCCGCCGCUGACCUCUGUGCGUCUUGGCACGACGGCCUGCCUAGCUGCCUUUGUCUUGCUGGCGCGCCUCAACACCACUGGUGGCCUCUACGCCGCGGCGACCUGUCUAGCCAUCACCUCGGCCACUGUGGUCACGGGUCUGAAUGCGCUCAGCAGCUUCGAGGCUGACGAGGACGAGAGAGGCAGCAAACUGGGCAACUUGCGCAGCUGGGGUCAGCUCGGUCGCGGUCUGGGCCCGAUCCUGUUCACUAGCAUCUACUGGUGGGCAGGCAGAGAAUAUGCUUAUACGGUGGGAGCUACCGGCACAGCCGUGGUGGCGGCUGCUGCAUUUGGCGUGCUGAGAACUCCCAAGUCCUCGUUGAAGACGAGGACGAGGACGGGCAAGGGCCAAUAA